Messenger RNA from Dermatophagoides farinae (American house dust mite), 1658 nucleotides. RefSeq lists its product as uncharacterized. Lineage: Eukaryota; Metazoa; Arthropoda; Arachnida; Sarcoptiformes; Pyroglyphidae. The record is from RefSeq and is a predicted model, not a curated record. Gene Ontology annotation, molecular function: protein binding.
UAUGAAAAUGAUGAAAAUCAAUCAUGGAUGUAUAUCUUCAAACCGAGGAUAUUUGCUUAUGGCGUGAAAUUCGAAAAUUAUCGCCCAAAUUUUUGCCCAAUAUUGAAAGAUUCUUUAUAUUUGGAGACAAUUGCUCUUCGGCAUUGUUGUUGACUAGAGAUGAAAAUCGUCGUGUGUUCGCCACUGGACAAUGGAUAAAAAGUUCAUGUGACCUGAAAGAAAUCGAAAGUCUUCGCGGAAAACAAAUAUUCGAUGUGAUUGCCACUGAUUUCAAACUAUACUUGGUCAUUGGAGUUCAACCAAAAAGUGAUGACCAAUGCAAUGUAAUCAAAAAUUUAUACUCGAUAAUGUAUAGUGAAACUGAUAAUGAAAUGAAGCUUGAGAUAGAAAAUGUUCAAAAUUAUCAUUGUUUCAAAACCAAAAUGUUGGCUUUGGACCAUUCCAACAUUUUAUGGCAUUCAAAUCUUUUCGAUCAACAACCAAAACGCUGUCAACCACCAUUAAUGGAUAAUGAAGCAAUUGUAGAUUUUGUAUGCUCAUCAAAUGUUUCAUUAUUGAUGACCAAUCGCAAUCGACUUUUGUCGUGGACAUCCAUAUCGAUAGAGCCGAUCCAUAUCAGCUGUAAAUCAGAUGAUAUCACGAAGAAUACAUCUAUAAAAAUCAAAAAAUUAAUUUCCUUUGAUUCUGAUCAAUUUCUGAUCAUCAGCAUUGAUGAUUAUCUUUAUCAAUUUAGAUAUACGGAAAACUCAACUAAAACAUUCCUUGCUGAUUCUGUCAAUCUAGAUGGUGGUCGAAUUCAUGAUAUUAUUGGUUCUCCGAAUGGCUAUGUGUUGGUUCUUAAUGAUGGAAAAUGUUGGGCAUACGAUUGUUAUGAUUCAAAAAUGAUUCGAACUGGCCAUCGUUGUCUUUCGGAUGUAUAUUGUCUUUAUUUACACAAUUCUACCCCACGGCUCACAUGGUUGCCAGUGGAUUUGAACCAAACAAUUAUUCAAUUCGGUUCAUUUAAUAAUAUCAAAGAAUCGGAUAUAAUUUUCGAAAUACGAUUUAGUAAUUAUAUAAUCACAAUGAAUCGUCAAACAUUGAUAAAUCACUUAGAUUAUUUUCGUGAAAAAUUCCAAGAUGGAGAAUGGUUCGAUUUGGAUUUCAUUUAUUUGGAUAAAUACAGUUACGCUUCAUGGUAUGAAUAUUUUCGUUUCAUUUAUUGUGGUCAAUUACGACCAUUAUCGUUAUGGCCUCAAGAAACUUUGAUCGAACUUUAUGAUAUGGCAAAUGAAUUUAAUGAUGAUCGUCUUCGUAGAUUAAUACCAGAAAAAAUCUAUGAUGAACAUGCACCACCAUUACCAUUGAAAAUAAAAAAAUUGGAAAAUACAUAAAUUUAUAUUCGAUUUAAUUUAUAAAAUAUUUUAUUUUAAAUAAUCAUUGUCAUAUUGUUGUUAGGAUUAUGUUGAUGUUUUUGUUUAUGAAAACAAAAAUAAUAAAACAUCAAAAACAAUGAAGGCAAUGGAUGUAAAAUCACCAUUAUAGAUGCAAACAUUACGAUCAAUAUUUUUUUCCAUUUCUCUUUUAUAAUUUCUAUAAAUACACAAAAAGAACAAAAAAAAAUCACCAUCGAAAAAAAUUGAGAUUGAACUUACUGUCGUCGUUCUGGGUAGAAGAAA